Messenger RNA from Priceomyces carsonii, 2493 nucleotides. RefSeq lists its product as uncharacterized. NCBI's taxonomy places the organism in Eukaryota, Fungi, Ascomycota, Pichiomycetes, Serinales, Debaryomycetaceae. The transcript has a single exon. Gene Ontology annotation, biological process: regulation of DNA-templated transcription; DNA-templated transcription. The coding region runs from base 1 to 2493 and encodes 830 amino acids. The record is from RefSeq and is a predicted model, not a curated record. Gene Ontology annotation, molecular function: DNA binding; zinc ion binding; DNA-binding transcription factor activity, RNA polymerase II-specific.
AUGGUUACAAAAAGUAUGGAGGUAGGGGUAAAGAAAAGAGAGAGGGUGCCUAAGGCAUGUAAUUUCUGCCGAAGGCGAAAGAUUAAGUGUGAUGGUAAGUCGCCAUGUCUGCAUUGCGCGACCUCGAACUCUAAUGAAUGCAUUUAUUCUUCAAAUAGCGAUAGGAAGAAUAAACCGAGUAAAUCGCCUACCGAAAGAAGAAAUGGUAGUUCAUCUUCAGUGGAUUAUUUGGAGUCCAAAGUGGAGAAGUUGGAGAAAUUAAUUUUGAAUUUGGCCAAUCGUAUAGAUAGUCCCAAUUCUAAUAAUCAAAUCGAUAGCGUAAGUACUAAUUCUCCUGACUCAGUACAUGGUUCUAGUGAAUCUUUAUUGGGUGGUACUUCGAAAGAAAAUGACCAGAAAGUACCUUCAACUCAAAUCUUUGAGCAGUAUUUUGGAACUCAAACAACAUUUCAUAUCUUCUCGAACAAAAGCAUAGCAUGGAUUAAAAAUAAAUUAGGACCUGAAAAAGAGGACCUAUGUAUUCCCAUAGGUAAUAUGCCAGCUGUAUUCCAAAAUCUUUUUAACUCGGUUCUGGAUUUAUUUGUGGAUCCAAAAGUUGAACUUGAAGAAAAAAGCUCUCUUCUAUCUGGUUCGUUUCCUAUUACCAAAGAAUUGGUGUUUGAGCUAUUGGAUGUUUUUGACAAGAUAUAUUUGGCCGGCUUCUUGUGUGAAGCGAGCUCCAUUAAAGCGUUAUUCGACAUAUAUUAUGAAGAUCGAAAACAUUUUGGGUCGAGACACAGGCGACUCAAAUCCAGUGAGUUGCUAAUUAUGAAUAUAUCUCUAGCUCUUGCUCUAUCUUCUGCACUUGAGAGUGACCGAAAGCAUAAUUCUUCCUUACUUCAUCGCUUACCGAUUUUUAGUUCACUAUCUAGUGAUGAAUUAUUAGGUUUGCAAACGAAGUUUUUCCGUAACUCUGUUUUCUACUACCACAGAGUAAGUACUGUCAGCGAUGGCAUAUUGUCAAUUCAGGCAAUUUUAUUAUUGGCAUUUUAUUUGGAAAUGAAUUGGUUACAUACAAGCGUUAAUUAUAUAUUGACUUCAGUUGCGAUUCGGUUUGCGCAAGAAAUUGGUUUGCAUCGUUAUGAGUCUUUAACUGAUCUCCCGGAAGCAGAAAUUGUUCUCAGAAGAAAGACCUGGCUUUUUUGCCAACUUUUCGAUACAGAAAACUGCUAUCGUGGAGGCAAGCCACCAAUUAUCAAUUAUUCCGAUGUGUCUACAUUGACCAGUAAAGACGAUUCACAUUUCACCAAUCUCCAGGAAAUGUCAUUCAACAUUCAGAUUGACGCAUCUUGUGACGACGAUCUUAAUUUAGUAUUGGCUUUGAAUAAAAUUAGAGCUAAGUCUUACUGUGAUCUUUUUAGUGCUUCAGUGAAUCAUGAAACUUUUUCAAGUAUUUCCAAAACAAUAAGAUCUCUAAAUCAAGAGAUGUUCUUGUUUGUGGAAAAGUUUGACGAUAGUUGUCGCCCUCGUUUCUAUAAUGACAAAUUUUUUGAGUCUAAAACCCUAGGUUUGUUUCGAGACGGACCAUACGGCAGGAAAGCUGAGCUAGCGUUGACAAUCCAACUUUCUUUUUUUAUACAUUUGAUGACAAUUAAUGGGCUUCCAUUUCAAGUUCAGUUCCCAGAUCAUGAUGAAAAUUGUAUUGAAAGUAUUGUUUUUAGAAACUUAAAGCUAGACAGCGCAAGAACCGUAUUGCGUAUUGUCAAAGGAUUAGAAGUUUCGAAGAUUCGAUCAGAUUGUCUCGAAUGGAACAAGUUCUAUCCAUAUUCUGCAUUCUUGAUACUAUUAGGAAAUUGUCUUAAUAGGCCAAACUCACCAGACAUUGAAGCUGAUUUUAGAUUGUUGAGUGAUGUAUCUAUGAACUUCUUUGUAAGUUCCCAGAUUCCUCCAAUGGACUCAUCAUUAAAUCAUUCUCAGACCCACUCAACGGCCUUACUUAAAAAUUCCCUUAGCAUAAAUAAUCAAAAAAAAUUAUUAUCCCAUGUUGUUUUACGAACUAUGUUGAAUAUAUUGUUUGUCGUCUUAGAGCGCGAAACGCAUCAUAAUUUUCUUUCGGACAUUAAAGGUUUAAAAGAACACUUGAAUGAAUCCAAGAAGCACUUCCCUGAAUUGUUUGUCGAAAGACCACUGUAUGCCCUCCCCAAGCAUAUCUUAAAAUUUAGUGAAGCAAAUAGUGGAAGUUCUCGCAAGGUAAGCACGGAUUUAGGAAUAUCCGAUGGAAUAUUCAAUCGUCAAGUUAAUACACCUCUUAGCUACGGUAUGGGAUCUGAUGAAGAACUUUCUUCAAUCAACCCGAGCCGCUCUCGAAGUUUCACAUCCUUUCCAACUUCUGAUAAUGGACUACCAAGAGUUAGCUCACUCGAUGAGAUGAAUGACGAUACAAUCAAUAACAUGUUCUAUUCACAGAUUUACAAUCUACCAAAUUUUUUCUUCGACAAUAACAUGGGUACUUAG